AUGUCACGGUUGGUUUGUUUUAUGAUUUUAGUUUAGAUAAUGUUCGAGAAUAUAUCUAGAAUCAGAAUUUUAUUAUGUACACGCGAGUCUGUUUUUAUCAGACGCUCAAACAUCCACUGAAACAAUUUCCUUUUCAAUAAAUACAUAAAGCUUCAAAACUAGGCAACUUCUUAUGAUUUUUUUUCUCAAAAUUUUAGGCUGUUCGUCCAAUAAAACAGUUAUUUAUUCCAAAAAGUUAAAUUAAUUAUAAGUUUAUUUGUUUUACUUUGAUGUUCACAGUUAUUUCCUGGUAAAUUUUAGAGAAAGGCCAAGAGCAACUGAAAAUAGCCGAUUUCUUCAUGAACUUAUUUCUUGAUAAACUAAAACUUUCAAAUUCAUUUUUUUAGAGUCAAAAAGUUAAUGGAUAAGUGUUUUUUUCGAGUAAUUGGACUGUCGGCAGCGUUUCUGAAAUUAAAAAUAGAAUUGGAGGUGGUGUUUAAAGAUAUUUGAAUGUUGAAAAGAUAUUUUUCGGAAAAUUUUAUUUAUUAAGAUUUUUUUCUCAAUCUAAACGAGAGAGUUGUAUUGAACCAUGAAGUGAACUUUAAAAAAAAUGGAAGAUUGAAAUUAGUUGCUGGACUGUUUUUUUAAAGUUGAAUAUUUGGCGAUUCUAAGAGUACAGGUCUGGGAGCUCCUCGCGGCUGCCGACGAGCUCGCAACGCAGCGCCGCCGAGGUGCCAGGUAGCAGUUGGCCGAAUCCGACGCUUUCCUUGGUGGCUCUCGUCGUUUCCCUCGGUUCUAUCAGCAGAAAGACGUUUUUCAAAGAGGGCUUCAGGCGGAGGGUUCAACUUUUGCUACCAGCUUCUGAUCACAAACUCCUCGGAAGAGGCUUUUCUGCGCUUCACAGCCGCGUCGCACCGUCGACUGCACGGUUCUUCUGUCGUAUUUAGCGACGAGGAGAUCCAUGUAUGGCCAAAAAGUUUUUUUUUCUCAUGAAAGAAGUUUCAGAAUUUGUGGGGAAUCAUUCUAGCGAUUCUGUUUUGGGGAUCCACUGUUGGCGCUUUUUUCAUCCAGGUAUUAUUGAGAAACGUUUUUGUGGUUAAACCUAAUUGGCCAGAACUUGAAACAAUCUGACUUCUCUGUGAAUUUAUUUUUUUCUGUUCGUAAAUACUGCUCCCAUUGUUGUAUGACUUCAAGAUGAAGAAGAUGAAAACGUAAAAAAAUUCUGACUAAUUGUCAACAUUUCAAAAAAAUUUGAGUUUUUUGUGCGAACAUAGAAUGUAAAAUGAUUCUCCAGAAGCAGUAAUCAAAAAACUUCGUCAAAAUUUUCACGUUGCUACAGGUGAUCGGAGAGAAAUUGGGACGGAAAAAUGGAAUAAUAUUUUCUUUCCUUCUGGAGAUCGCGGCGAUCGUUGCCACGCUGAUCAGUUGGUGGGUGAGUCCUUGCGGGGCAGUGUGUUCGAAGACGUCGCAAGUUCAGAUCGAGAACUACAUCCUGUACGCGGCCGCGCGAUUCGUUCUGGGCGGAGCGAUCAGCAUCUCCGUCGGCAUCGCUCCGAUGUUCAUCACCGAGUGUAGUCCUGCCUCCUGUCGAGGAAUCAUCUCCCUCGCCACGGCCAUCAUGAUGCAGAUCGCUCUUGUCGUGGGGGCCGUCGUCGCCAUGCCCGAAGUCGGUUUCUCUUUGGUUUUCGGCAGCUUUCCAUCUGUCUAUUCAGGUUUGGGGGUUGGAGAAAGACUGGUGGCGCAUGUACGCCUUGGAGUUGCUCAUCCUGAUUCCAGUCACAAUAGCGACGUGUUUUUUCAGAGAGUCACCGAGGUAAGUAUUGGAAGUCGACUUCGAACGCACAAUUUGCAGCUUUCUCACAUCUCGCGGUAAAAACGAAGAGGCCAUGAAGAGCAUCGAGUUCUACCAUGGAGUCCAGAGAGAAGAAGCCUCUAAGUUACUCGAAGAAAAUCAUGAAGCCACGAAAGACGAGACCAAAGAACCAUUGGGACUUUUUGGAAUUUUCGGAGUAAGAGCUCGAAAAAGCCUCACAGUGAUGACUCGAUUGCAGGACGCUCCGGCGCGUCGCGGAAUGCUCCUAGGCAACGUCAUCAUGUUCGGAAUGUGCAUGUGCGGCAUAAUCGGUAAGUCAUCUCCCAGUUUCUCAUGGACAUUAUCUGACAGCCAUAAACGCGUUUGCCUACAAACUUCUUCUGCGAGUCGGUUUCGCUCCUCUGGAGGCGUCGAUUGGCAACGCGGUCAUCUGCGCCAUGACUGUCGUGAGUCCUGAGAAUAGUUGUGCACAUCCAAUCCGCACAGUUGGGCGUCUUGUUGUCGUCGUUGUUCAUCGAGAGAUACGGACGUCGCAGUCUUCUACUCGUCACAUUCACUUCUUUAGCUGUUAUCAACGUGAUAAUCUACGCAUGCAUGUUGAUCUUCGAGCAUAAUCAGGUCGGAAAUCGUAUGAUUGUUUGCUAAUGAUUGACACAGUUGCUAGAAAACCUGAUCCUUGAACACUACUUUUCAAGAAAAAGAGCAACUGAUAGACGGAAUCGUAUUGUCGUAGAACCUCCACAGAACACUAAAUGAGUCAAAAAAAAACUCAAAAAUAGGAAAGAAAGGUAGAGUAUAGUCCAUAUCAACUUAGAAGGGGAGGGAGGCGGAAGAGCGCGGGACGCGUAGCGUGUGCGUGCGCGGGCCGUGACGCGAGUUCAUUUCAAGCGCCACCGACAGUUCAAACUACACUCACAUGCUGAGGAGGUUAACCCAGUCAUGCUAAAGGGGUCUCAGCGGGUGCCCCGUAUUAAACCCGUAUAAGCACAGUUAGUAGAACUUUUGGCAAUUUUUACCCCAGCUGAGAUCCCGUUUUAGCACAGCUGGGUUACAUAUUUUUCUUACACCCGUUGCUCCCCCGUUUUAGCCCAAAUGAGACUAAAAUAACCUCAGAAACAUGGGUUUACACCCGUAAAAAAAAAAACUUGAGACACUUGGUCACUUUGCGAGUAGAUUGGAAACGGUGAAGUAUUACGUAAGCGACGCGGCUUUCGGUGGGAAACUCGAAAUCACCUGCGAGCCAUCCUUUUUUCUAUGUUUUCCUGCUUUUUUUUUAAUUUUUGUGGUUUUGAAAAUCGUAGUUAAAUGAAUAUAAGUAUAAAAACAUUAAAAAUAUCAUUUUCUUCACAAUUUUUCUAUGUUUGUGUUUGACCUCGAGGUUUUUGUUUGCCAAAAAGCCACGUCGCGUAUGCAACGCUUCACACUUGCCAAUUUACCCAUCUCACAUUUCAAGUCGGAAAAAAUUGACUAUAUUCUUAAUUGAAUUAUAUGUAGGGACCGCAAGGCCACACCCCUCGCUGACCAAAAAAACGUCGUAUAUUUCGUUGCAUUUUUUUGACAUUUCAUUGUUGUUUAUGCAGUUUCCCUGAACCGUUUUGGGGAAAAAAAUUGAGGGAAACAUACAAUCGGCUAUGCUCUACAAUUCUACAUAGAAGAAAUAGCUGUAAAUAAAAAAAGGAUUGGUUAAAAUGACGUUUUUUCGCGACGCCUUUGUGCGAAAAAGUGGAAAAACGUUGAAUACUUACAAUCCAGCUCGUAGGCAAGUUAUUUUUUUUUCUUAUUUUGUUAAGCAUGUAAAAACACACCAUAUAAGUAAAAAUAAAAAGAUUCCUGCUUGUGCUUUCAAAUAUCGAAGCGUCGGAAAAUCGCAACUUUCAAAAUUUGGGAACUUUGGCAUUUUCCGCGAAACAUCGUAAAAAUUUUUUUUGAACUGUUCUCUAUAAAUUUUUAAAACGUUUUAAAAAAAUAAAAAAACAAAACUUUCAUUCCAACCUUAAUUUUUAAAAAAAUAAGUUUUGAUUUUUUUGAUUUUUUUGAAACACUUGGGAAAGUGUUUUAGCCGUCGUAGGCAAAUUAUUUUUUUCUUAUUUUUGAUUUGAUUUACUUUUUUUCUUCAGCAUAGUCAAAAAAAUAAAAAAAUCCUGCUCGUGCUUUCAAAAAUUUGAUUCAUUCGAACAAUAAAAAAACAGCGUCCUGCAUUUGCGCGUUGGCGAAAAUUGUGCAUUCGACCGACCCACGAAAAAUUCCGAAUUCGCGAUGUUUUUCAAAGCAAAAAAAUAGCGUAAAACUUUUUUUGAAAUGAGUCAAAACGUUCAGUAAUGUAAUUCGGAAAAACAAAAUAGAACUUCACAUGCUUUUUCCAGAACAAAAAAAUUAUUUUAGUCUCGCCAAACUCCCACUACCAGGAUUCCACUGGAAAAACACGUUCAAAGUCGGGAAAUUCACCUGAAUAAGACAUAAAAAGUGGAUUUUUAAUGAGUUGAGCGCAUUUAAAAAGUGCUGUAUUGCUACAAGAAUGGUUAUAAAAAGUCAUUAAUAAUUAAUUUAUUCGUGUUUCUAUGGAUUCACAACCUCUUUAUUGGUUCCGAAUUCUGAAUCGAAUCUUGUUUCAGGGAGAAUUUGCGUUUAUCCAUGCUUCCUAAUGAUAUUUUAACAGUUUUGAACAUCAAAAGCAUUGAAAACUCCGUAAAUAUUAAUUUUGCUUUUUUUGCCGUUGAAAAUCGUUCAACUUCUUCUUUUUCAGUGUUUAUUUUUGCUGGUCCUCAUCUUUGGACAUUGUUCUAUCAUUUCCAAUAAUGAAAAACUAUCAUUAGUGAGUUUUAGUGCCAAAAAAAUUAACAAGAAACUUUUUCUCUAAUUUUUUUACUGGUCUUUGAGAGCGCGGCGCACCCUUGCAACGCCCACUUUUUUUCGCGACCUCGACCAAAUUUUUCUACAGAGAAUUGAAAUCGCGAAACGCGCGCUUUAAUGGCUGUAACUUCGUUUAGAGUCAAUAUUUUUUUCCAAGAUCUCUUUUUUUAAAAAGUUGCCAGGACUAUGAAGUACACGGUCAUAUGAAAAUCAUUUAAAUCUGAUGGUUUCUAGAAAACUGCCUGCGGUCCCUAAUUAUAUGAACUUGAAAAAUCGACAAAAAAAAACUUCUAUCGGAACUAGAACUAUUCAGACGUUUAAAAAAGGGAUUUCAGAGCAAGGCGCUCGGUUGGGCCGUCGUCAUUUCGAUUUGCAUCUUCAAUGUGAUAUUCUCGACCGGCCCCGCUCCGAUCUCGUUUUUCAUCACUGGAGAACUUGUGUCUCAGCCAGGCCGAGCUGCAGCCUGCACUUGGGUCAUCGUCAUGCUCAACGCCUCGUCCGUUUUGUGCAACCUGUUCUUCUUCAUUUCUGUGCCUUCAGGCGUUCAAUCGUCUUGGCGAUUUACAAUCCGCUGGAGAAGCUCGUCGGCGGCCCUAGUUCCUACUUUCUACUCUUCUUCCCUCCUUGCGUCCUUGUUGUCGUCAUUUUGUACUAUUAUCUACCGGAGACCAGAGGAAAAUCUCCUGAAGAGGUUAGUCAAACCUUCUCAACUUUCGGCUCAGCCUCAUUGAAUUAUCAGGCCGCAGAAGACACUGCUUACCUCCCUAAACUUUGCGGCCAAAGAGAAACAUCAGAAGAGGAUUCCGCAUAA
Molecule: messenger RNA, 5453 nt
Organism: Caenorhabditis auriculariae
Lineage: Eukaryota; Metazoa; Nematoda; Chromadorea; Rhabditida; Rhabditidae
Source: the annotation of a GenBank genome assembly